GAGCUUCACCGUGUCUCAGUCUGAAGCUCUGCUGUUAACCUGCGCGCCGCUAAAGGCGGGGACGGAAAACGCUCACGCGCUCUGCCUGCUGGAAAAUAAAACACCGGCUAUACUUUCACUUUUUUCCGCCCGAAGACACAACCGAAACUUCAGGUCGGGCGUGUUGGGAAAUUACUGUUACCGCUAAGAGAGUUAGGAAGUGUCGCUGUGAGUCGGAGUUAGCAUGUUAGCUGGCUUGACGGACGCAUCUUCAUUUAGGCAGCGCUGACAGCGUUAAAGUUGCCCUUAUAGCGUGCUUCGGCGUGCUCGCGCUACCAGUCACGUCGUUUAUUUGUGUGGUUUGUUUGUUUGUUUUUGCUCCGAUCUGCUUCCCUGCAGUCUUAUUAUUUGGGGGGGGGGUUUGUUUUUAAAACUAACGAUCAGUUUGGCCUAUGAACAUUUUUUAGUGAGUUUCAGCUGUGAGAUUUUGCAGCGCCUAAACGUUAAAUGUCAAGACUGACUCGGCUAGUAAGAGGGACUAGCCGCCAUCGGUUCAGCAGCUCGGUCUAACGGAGAACUUCAGAUGUUACGAAAGUGGGAAAGACGAACGGAUUUGGACUACGACAAACCGACGUUAUGGAUUAAGUCUGGUAUUCAGGGUUAAAGUUGGCGCUGGUCAGCAGGCUAACCUUGCUAGCUAGCUUAGCGACAGCAAAAACCACCAAGCUUAUCGUGGCUUUUGCUGACACUGUCUUCCGAAGAAAACGCCUACACAAACAAGUUGCAGUUUGAGAUGCUGUUUUGUAAUUUUACAAUAGUGCUUAAUACACAUGCAUCAUAUGGCUAAACUGCACCGGUUAUAGCGUGAUAACACCCUAAUGGACAUCAUAUUAUAACUUUUUUGCUCAUGACCAUAUGUUUAAUGGAAGAUUCUCCAUAUGAGCAAACACUUUGUGGAUCAUUGUGAAGAUGGAGUGUCACCCUCCAAUGAGCUCAUAUUACAACACAGCAUUUUAAAGGAGAAUACGAGUCCAGUGGCUACAAGGUGAAUGUAGCCCCUUCAUUCACACCAACGUGUGUGUCUGUAACGGACAUGGCUGCUUGCCCUCCAGCACACCAGAAUGGUGACGUUCACCGGCAAGAAAGAGUGCCAAAGCCAUCCGUCACUGCACUGACACUUCAUCUGUACCGCAGCAGCCGGGGUGAAGAGGACUGCACUCCUCUCUGUUACCCGCCAGGAGAGUACAUCGCUGAACAGCUGGCCAUCGAAGCAGCCAAGGAGUGUGGUGUGUCACCAGUUUACUUCAGUCUAUUCAGCCUUUAUAGAGAACGUGACCGAGUCUGGUUAUCACCCAACCACCUUCUUCACUUAGAUGAAUCAGCUAAAGAGAGUCUGAUCUUCAGAAUUAGGUAUUACUUUCCUGGGUGGUAUAGCUGUGGAGCCUCUCGAGCUUACAGAUAUGGCGUUGCCAAGGGAGCUGAGAGUCCAAUCCUUGAUGACCAUGUUAUGGCUUAUCUUUUUGCCCAGUGGAGAAGUGACUUUGUGAAUGGCUGGGUGAAGCUGUCCACCAGCCACGAGACCCAGGAAGAGUGCCUUGGUAUGGCUGUCUUAGAUAUGAUGAGGAUAGCCAAGGAAAAGCAGUGCUCACCGCUUGAUAUUUACAAUGCUAUAAGCUAUAAGUCCUUCCUCCCAAAAGACAUGCGUAUGAAGAUCCAGGACUACCACAUUGUAACACGGAAGCGGAUCCGCUACCGCUUUAGGAAGGUAGUGCAGCAAUUCAGUCAGUGCCGGGCCACACCACGUGAUCUCAAACUCAAAUACCUGAUCAACCUAGAGGCACUUGACCCUGGCUUCUACACAGAACGCUUCCAGGUCAAAGAGGCCUCAGCAGGCCAGGUCACCAUAAUCGUCUCUGCCGAUCAAGGCAUUCAGUGGUGCCGUGAGAAGCAAAAGGACACCCAGCUAGAGGACCUGCAGCCGUAUUGUGAUUUCCCUCAUGUGAUUGAUAUCAGUAUCAGACAAGCCAGCAAAGAGGGAGCCCACAAGAGCCGGGUCGUCUCUAUCAACAAGCAAGAUGGCAAAACUCUGGAGCUGGAGUUCUCCUCCCUCGCAGAGGCUCUGUCAUUUGUAUCUUUGAUCGAUGGCUACUACAGGCUGACCACCGACGCACAUCACUACCUCUGUAAAGAUGUUGCACCACCUCGAUUACUGGAGGCUAUUGAAAACUACUGCCAUGGGCCAAUUUCAAUGGAGUUUGCCAUCAGUAAACUGCGUAAGGCUGGAAACCUGAGAGGUCUUUUUGUGCUACGCUGCAGCCCCAAAGAUUAUAACAAGUACUUCCUGACGUUUGCCAUCGGGAUGUGUACAGAGGUGGAAUACAAGCACUGCCUGAUCAGUAGGUCAGACAUUGGUAAUUAUGUUCUCAGUGGAACUAAAAGGACCUUCAGAAGCAUGGAGGAGCUGCUCAGAUGUUACCAAAAAGAGACCGUAAGAUCAGAUGGCAUUGCCUUUCAGUUCAGCAAGUGCUGCCCUCCCAAGGCCAAAGAAAAGUCCAAUCUUCUGGUUUGUCGGAGUAAUAAAGGCUCAGAGGUUCUCUCCUCUCCCUCGCUGCACAGACAGAACAUCAGUCAGAUGGUUUUCCACAAAAUCCGGAAAGAAGACCUUGAAUUCGGAGAGAACCAAGGCCAGGGAACAUUUACAAAGAUCUUUAAGGGAGUUCGGAAAGAAAUGGGAGACUACGGAGAAAUGCAUCAGACAGACGUCAUCAUCAAAGUCCUUGAUAAAGCACACAGAAAAUAUUCUGAGUCCUUUUUUGAGGCUGCCAGUAUGAUGAGCCAGCUCUCCCACAAGCAUCUGACAUUCACCUAUGGCAUCUGUGUGUGUGGCGAGGAGAAUAUUAUGGUGCAGGAAUAUGUGAAGUUUGGCUCCUUGGACAUCUACUUGAAAAAAAACAAAAACAGUAUCAGUAUUUUGUGGAAGCUGGAAGUGGCUAAGCAGCUUGCAUGGGCUAUGCACUUUCUGGAGGAGAAGAACCUAGCUCAUGGGAAUGUGUGUGCCAAAAAUGUCCUUCUAAUCCGCGAGGAGGACAGGAAGACUGGCAACCCUCCCUUCAUCAAACUCAGCGACCCAGGCAUCAGCAUCACGGUUCUGCCCAGAGAGAUUUUACUGGAGAGAAUCCCGUGGGUUGCUCCUGAAUGUAUUGUGGACCCAAAGAAUGUAAGCCUUGCUACAGAUAAGUGGAGCUUUGGCACGACGCUCUGGGAGAUUUGCAGCGGAGGAGAGAAGCCGCUCGCCAACAUGGACAGCUCCAAGAAACAUUUGUUCUAUGAGAAGCGCCACCAGCUGCCUGUCCCCAAAUGGACCGAAUUGGCCAACCUGAUUAACAGCUGCAUGAACUAUGAGCCAGCAUUCAGGUCAUCCUUUAGAGCGAUUAUCCGUGACCUCAACAGUCUCUCUUGCCCAGACUAUGAAACGGUGAUGAUGGAAAGUGACUUGAUGCCCGUUAGAACCGGAGGCCUUGUGCUUGUCUCAGGAACGUUUGAGGACCAGGAACCAGUGCAGUUUGAGGAAAGGCAUCUGAUUUUCUUACAGCAACUUGGCAAGGGGAACUUUGGCAGUGUAGAGAUGUGCCGAUACGACCCCCUGCAAGACGGUACAGGCGAGGUGGUGGCAGUGAAAAAGCUCCAGCACAGCACAACUGAACACCUGCGGGACUUCGAGCGGGAGAUUGAGAUCCUUAAGUCUCUCCAGCACGAGAACAUUGUGAAGUACAAAGGAGUGUGCUAUGGAGCAGGUCGGCGAAACCUUCGGCUUGUGAUGGAGUAUCUGCCGUACGGCAGUCUGAGAGAUUAUCUCAGCAAGAACCGAGUCAGGAUUGACCACAAGAAGCUUGUACAUUAUGCCUCUCAAAUAUGCAAGGGUAUGGAGUACCUUGCAAACAAACGGUACAUUCAUCGAGAUCUGGCCACUAGAAACAUCCUGGUGGAGAGCGAGUCUCAGGUAAAAAUCGGUGACUUUGGCUUGACCAAGGUUUUACCUCAGGACAAAGAAUACUACAAGGUCAAAGAGCCAGGGGAAAGUCCAAUAUUCUGGUAUGCCCCUGAAUCCUUAACAGAUAGCAGGUUCUCUGUGGCAUCAGAUGUCUGGAGUUACGGUGUUGUUCUGUACGAACUCUUCACACACAGUGACAAGCUCUGUAGCCCCCCUACAGUGUUUAUGAGCAUGAUGGGAGGAGACAAGCCUGGCCAGACUAUAGUGUAUCAUCUCAUCGAACUGCUGAAACAUGGGAACCGCUUACCUCAGCCAGUGGGUUGCCCCUCAGAGAUGUAUGAAAUAAUGCAGGAAUGCUGGGAUAAUGACGCAACCUUACGUCCAGCCUUCAAGGAGCUCGCUCUGCGCAUCGACUUGUUUCGAGACAGCAGUGAUUCAGACCUAUACACCCAAGUGCCUCCAUUUUAAGAGAGAAACACUUUGCUUUGUUCUAAUAAACUGCCUUGAAGAUCAUCACCAGGACCUCCUUCAGCACUCUCCUUGCUUUUCAGUGUGCCAUCAUGGCAGACCUCAUUAAGGACAUGGAACUUCUACCAGCCUUUAAGCAGCUAUGUUUUAGUUUGCUUAUUUCUCCCCCAACACCCUCCUGCUAGCAGUGCUAGCAUAUUUCUUUACUUCGAAGAACUGUGAAAGGAAGAAUGCACAUGCAAUUGCAUUCUUUUUAUAUGUGUUUUUAUGUAUAUAAAUAAAAAUAAAGAUUUUAUAAUUUUAUAAAAAUGAAAGCUGAAUGCAAUGAGCUGCCUAUGUUUGACUGUUAAGCAGUUAAAUAUAAAUGAAGAAAGAUAUAUAAUGUUUAUAGCUUUCCAUCGUCAUGCAGGUGGUGUCUAAUUAAAAUCAUAUAUUAAAUA
Molecule: messenger RNA, 4878 nt
Organism: Hemibagrus wyckioides
Lineage: Eukaryota; Metazoa; Chordata; Actinopteri; Siluriformes; Bagridae
Gene: jak2b
Product: Janus kinase 2b
Exons: 25
Coding region: 1073-4438 (1121 amino acids)
Biological process (GO): intracellular signal transduction; cell differentiation; cell surface receptor signaling pathway via JAK-STAT
Cellular component (GO): cytoskeleton; cytosol; membrane
Molecular function (GO): cytokine receptor binding; histone binding; non-membrane spanning protein tyrosine kinase activity
Source: RefSeq, a predicted model, not a curated record